GUCGGUAAUCAACGCUUUUAGCGUGCACUAGUAUAACCUAUGAAACAGACUGUGAUAUUUUUAAUUCAAAUAAAAAUGACACUCCAGCCUGUUACACAUGUUUUAUUUGAUAUGGACGGAUUGAUACUGAAUACAGAAGACUUGUAUACGAUAGGUUUUCAACAAGUUGCGUCCCGAUAUGGGAAGGAGUUCACCUUCGCGCUUAAAUGCCAGAUAAUGGGUCAGCAGAGUCGGGAGUUUGCAGCCUCUAUCAUCCAAGGCCUGGAUCUUCCGAUGACUGUCGACGAGUUCUUAGCGGAGACACGAAAGAUUUUCAAUGAACUGUUUCCGCAGUGUCAAUUAAUGCCCGGUGUAGAAAAACUUAUUCGGCAUCUUCAUACACACAAUGUCCCCAUCGGUCUCGCCACUAGUAGCAGUAAGGAAACUUAUGACCUGAAAGUUAGCAAGCAUCUGGACUUCUUCGAACUACUCCCGUACAAGACGUGGGGCUCGUCGGACCCGGAUGUAAAUCGGGGCAAACCCUACCCGGACAUAUUUCUCGUCGCCGCCGCCAAGUUUCCAGACAGACCUGCACCUGAGAAGUGCUUAGUGUUUGAGGACUCGCUGAAUGGCGUUCGGGCGGCGAAAGCGGCGGGAAUGCAAGUUGUGAUGGUGCCGGAUCGUCGUCUGGACAGGAAUCUGACUGCAGAUGCCACGCUGGUGCUGGACUCUAUUGAGCAAUUCAAACCAGAACUCUUCGGGUUACCGCUUUAUGAUGACUGAUCUCUAUGUACCUUUGUACUCUAAAACGCCAGUGGCGGCCCUAGCAAAUUUAAAUGUUGCAAGGCUUCACAAAACAGUUUUUUCGAGUAGUUUACGACCACCGAAAUAUACCUAUUUAAGUCUUUGGAAAAUGUCGUUUGCAUCCACCCAUUAAAUGUAUGAGUUGUAAAGCGCCACUUACUUUCGGUGAUUUCCUAGCUUUGUUUCUACAAUAGCACUUCUCUUGUUUCGAGUAGGUGGCAUUUAUGGUUCCCAUCUACUUAUGGUUCCACUAGGCUUAUGGUAUAUAAUCGAAAUAUACCAUAUUUGCUACGCAGCGCAGCGCAGUAGCGACUAUUACCAUAUACUUAAACAUAGCAUCACGAAUGUAUCCCCGAAGGAGUAGGCAGAGAUCAUAAUUAUACUUAUUUAAUUAGUAUUUCUAUAGCGAUAAGUUGCUAUAUUCUGGCAAUGCAGUGCGCUACACAUUACCCCAUAUACAUAUAACGAGUGUCUAAAUGGGAUAAUAAUAUCUCUGAGCAAGAUUCAUUUUCUUAUUAUAUCGCUAUUGAACAAUAUUUAUUAUAGUAUAGAAAACUGCCACAACAAGUCUGGUAACAUUAUUACAUAUUUAUAUGUUAAUUCAUGUAGGUAUUUAAUAAUAAUUUUAAUUUGACCAUGCUAUAAAAGUCUGUUUUCAUUUCAAACUGUUUCAGUUGCAUUUUCGUAAUAUUUUUUUAAAUGACUUAAGAUCAUUUAAUUUAUUCAAUGUAAUGAAUGAAUGGUGUAUUGUUAGCUACUUAUGCCAUUUGAAUGUUAGAAUUAUUUUUUUUUAAUUAAAACGAAGUAAGUACCU
Pectinophora gossypiella (pink bollworm) is the source of this 1597-nucleotide messenger RNA. Its product is annotated as pseudouridine-5'-phosphatase-like. Gene Ontology annotation, molecular function: phosphatase activity. NCBI's taxonomy places the organism in Eukaryota, Metazoa, Arthropoda, Insecta, Lepidoptera, Gelechiidae. The record is from RefSeq and is a predicted model, not a curated record. The transcript has 4 exons. The coding region runs from base 40 to 762 and encodes 240 amino acids.